Molecule: messenger RNA, 2882 nt
Organism: Hemicordylus capensis (graceful crag lizard)
Lineage: Eukaryota; Metazoa; Chordata; Lepidosauria; Squamata; Cordylidae
Product: eosinophil peroxidase-like
Biological process (GO): response to oxidative stress
Molecular function (GO): peroxidase activity; heme binding
Source: RefSeq, a predicted model, not a curated record
GGGAGGGAGGGAGAUGUUUCCACCUUCUCUCUAGCAGGAAAUGAAGAGGACUGGCUCACUGCAGGAAGGACCUGAGAAGGAGUCGAGGCGGGGGUCUUAGAGCAGAGGCAAAGCAGGUACAGGACUUAACGUUCGUCCCCCUCUUGCUGGAUUCGAGCCUGUCCUGAUUGUUGUGGAUCUUGGUUCUGUCUUCUGUGGGGCUCACGCUUUCUCUGCCCAUGCCACCUGCUUUGUGUCAUCUGCAGAUCUGAUAAGUAUCUCCUCUGCUCUCUCCUCCUGUUCAUUUAUGAAAAUGUGGAGGGCAUCUAGGGUCAGUGAAGCUACUGUAUACUGAGUCGGUCCAUUGGCCCAUCUGACUCAAUAUUGCCAACUCUGAUAAUUUGGUAGCAGGUCUCCAGGGUUUUUUCAGCAGUGCCGCCCAGGAUUGAACCUGGGACCUUCUGCGUGCAAAGCAGAGGCCCUACCAGCCAAUUCUGCUGAGCUGAUGGAGGCGGGGACACCAGACAGAAAAUGCCAGAGGAUCCGAUGGCAGAUCCGACCUGUGGGCGUAAAGUUGCCAACCCCUUACGGCGAUGAAUUUCUGCAGCAAAGCAUGUUGGGACGCACAGAUGGCAUGGCUCGGGGAGAAAUGAUGACGUGGGCAUGGUCUUUCCUCAACCAAUCCAGUUCCUGUGGGUGGUUCCUCCCAGGGCAUGUCUCGGUAUAAAAUCGUUGCUCUCCAGACGGGUGACAGUCAACCAGAUGGAAGAUGGCAGGCGUGAGGCUCAUCCUUAUCCUUUUGGGAUUUCUUCUGACUGUGAAGACUUUUCAUUCGGCAGAUCCUACUUCCCAUGCAAAGAAACUCAGGACCAUAACCCUUCUGAAGAACGUGCAGAAAGCGAAGAAACUGGUCAAUGCGGCCUACAAGUGCACCCGGGAGAGUUUCAAUGACAAACUGAGAGCAGCCCGUGGGGCAAACCAGGAUGGCCGUUCGAGCUGCCGACUGCAUGCACGUUGCCCUGGCCCUCCUGAAGGAGAAGCUACAGAAGAAGAUCCCGUGGAAUUUCAACAUCACAGAUCUGCUCACUUCCGCCCAGCUGCGCACCAUCUACAUGGCCACUGGAUGCGGCCAGCAGGAGGAGAUGACAGUGCAGUGCAAUGCCACCAGCCCCUACCGGACCAUUACGGGAGAAUGCAAUAACCUAAGGAUCCCGACACUGGGGGCUUCCAACCGGCCCUAUGCCAGGUGGCUUCCGCCGGAGUACGAAGACGGCAUCUCCCUCCCUCACGGCUGGACAGAAAAUAAGCGUUAUUUUGGAUUUCCUCUCCCUUUGGUCCGGAAGGUGUCCAAUGAGAUCGUUUGCUUUCCCAAUGACAAGGUCACCAAUGACCGGGGCCGGUCGGUCAUGUUCAUGCAGUGGGGCCAGCUUCUGGACCACGACAUGGACUUUGGACCGAGCUCCACGACUACCCUCACCUUCAUGAGUAAGAUCAACUGUGGGACCAGCUGCGCGAAAGAACUCCCGUGUUUCCCCAUCAAGAUCCCUCCCGACGACCCCCGGAUCAAAAACCAGAGCAACUGCAUCCCCUUUACCCAGUCAGCCCCUGCGUGCAAUGGAGGCUAUGCCAUCCAGAACCAGAUCAACGUGCUCAUGGCCUUUAUUGAUGCCAGCAUGGUCUACGCCAGUGAAGAGCGGUGGGCCAAUCAGCUGCGGAAUCUGAGCAGCAACCUGGGCCUCUUGAAUGUGAACCAGAACUUCACGGAUAAAGGACAGGCCUAUCUCCCCUUCGGCAACCCGGACGGCUUCACGGAGCUCUGCAACCGGACCAACCCCGAGUUGAAGAUUCCUUGUUUUUUUGCAGGGGACAACCGGGUCAGCGAAAUGCCAGGCCUGAUGGUCCUCCAAACUAUUUUCUUCCGGGAGCACAACCGCGUGGCCACGGAGCUGAAGAGGCUGAAUCCGCUGUAUAAUGGAGAGCAACUCUAUCAGGAAACCCAGAAGAUCAUUGGCGCCAUAAUGCAGAAAAUUACCUACACUAAAUACCUGCCCUGGCUUCUCGGCAAUCGCUUAACUCGUUCUUAUGGCUGAGCUCCCUACCGAGGCUACGACGAUUCGGUGGAUCCUCGGAUCGCCAGCAUCUUCACCAUCAUGUUCCGGUUCGGGCACUCCCAGGUCAGAAACUUUGUGUUCCGUGUGAACAGCAGUUACCAGCUUGAGAGCCAGACACCUCUCAACCAGGAAUUUUUCGCUUCCUGGAGAAUCAUACAAAAAGGAGGCAUUGACCCGAUGAUGCGAGGCCUCUUGAUGACGCCAGCCAAGCUGUUAAAGCCAGGCGAGAUGGUUGUGGAUGCUCUCCGGGACCGGCUCUUCGAACAGGUUUUUCGGAUCGGUCUGGAUCUCCCCGCCCUGAAUAUGCAACGCGGCCGGGAUUUUGGCCUCGCAGGGUACAAUGCCUGGAGACGGUUCUGCGCCUCACAGCCUUGCAAUGAAGCGGAACUUGGGAGGGUCCUUCAAAACCCCCAACUGGCCAGGAAGUUCAUCCAACUGUACGGGACGCCCGACAACAUUGACAUCUGGAUCGGGGGACUGGCCGAACCCCUCGUACCCAACGGCCGGGUGGGGCCUCUCAUGGCGUGCAUCCUUCAAAUCCAGUUCCGGAAACUCCAUGAUGGGGACAGGUUCUGGUGGGAAAAUCCGGGCCUGUUUACCAGUGCUCAGCGUGCGGCCAUCAGCAAGGUCUCUUUCUCCCGCCUCAUCUGUGACAACACAAGUAUCCGAAAGGUGCCCCGCUCGAUUUUCAGUGUCAGCCGAUUCCCUAGGGACUUUGUCGACUGCAGCAGUGUUCCAAGAUUCAGCCUCUUCCCCUGGAAAACAAAGUGGUAAGAACACGUAUGGGCUCCA